This is a messenger RNA of Moneuplotes crassus, 1592 nucleotides long. Lineage: Eukaryota; Ciliophora; Spirotrichea; Euplotida; Euplotidae. The record is from the annotation of a GenBank genome assembly.
CUCAUUUCAAGCAUGGGAAACAAGACAUCUGUCAAUUACUCCUUAUCCCAACUAGAGUCCUUCAGAAUUGCUACUGUUCGCAAGAGUGAUCAAGAAGGAGCAGAACUGUAUGAAUUGUUUGUGUCAAAGAAGAAGGAAGAGAAGGAUUUUGAUGAUUUUACAAACUUUAAAGAAAUCUUUACUAUUAAUCAAGACAGCUAUAAGGCCAUGAGAGGAGAUGGUAGUAUUGCAUGAGACUUUGUCAUUGAUUUUGAUUACUUCGUCUCUGUUGCAAGGCAAGAAGAUAGCCUAUACACGAAGUAUAAGGUCCAUACUGAGCCUCCACAGCUCCAGGAGAGUAUUGAGCAUCACCAGGAGGAAGAAGAGAUGAAAUUAACACUCACUCAUUCGAAAUUCAAGAAAGAGGUAUUAUAUUUCAACAACUUGGAAGAACUCGAAACGACUGAAGAGCUACUCAAGAGUGUUAACAGAGUUAAAGAGAGAAGGAUAGCCGUUCUGGUCAACCCUGUCUCUGGUAAAAGACUUGCUAGGAAAUACUUCAGGGAGAUCCUCUCCCCCAUUCUCAACAUAACAGGAGUAGCUUAUGAUAAAUUCAUGACUAAUUCUUCGACAUAUGUGGAAGAAUGGGUAAAUCAGUACGAAAAUGAGCCAUUCCCUUAUUCCGAUAUUGUUUGUGUGGGAGGAGACGGGCUGUUUAGUCAACUAGUUAACGCACUAGGAAAAAGUACGAAAUAUAAAGAGCUUCUUAAAGUUCCGAUAGGUUUACUCCCUUGUGGCUCACAAAAUGCUAUCUGAUGAGAUCUUGGAGGCAAAGAUGUGUUUAAAGCCUGCAUUAAUAUUGCUAGAGGUACUACUGUGAAAGCUGACAUUUUGAAAGUGAAGUUUAAAGACCAAGAAGAAUCCAUUUAUGGAACAUCCCUUCUUUGGGGAAUCACAGGAGAUAUAGUACAUAAGGCUGAGAAAUGGAGAAGAUGACUCAAAUCAGCGAGAUAUGCUGCUUGUGGCGCAAAGACUUUCUUAUGCUCCUGUAGUCUAAAGAACUACAAGUGAAAAAUAGCAUUCAAGAAUGCUACCAAAGAUCUGGAUAGCCAGAGUUAUGACUUUGGUGAGGAGAGCAAAGAAUGAACUUCUGUUGAUAAAAAUUCUAAAAAUACCGAAUUAAAAUCUGAUAAUUCGCAUAAAGAGGACUGGAAGAUUUAUGAAAACGAUGAAUUUUCUUUCUUCUGAGUUACAACACACGAAUGAAGAAGCUCUAUUAAUAAAAAGGAAGUUUUCAUGCCACCCAUCAGAAUUAAUGAUGGGACAAUGAGACUAGGAUGCUUAAAGAAAUGAGGUAAGAUAAAAAUGCUGAAAUUCUUAAGUAAAUUCUCCUCAGCAAGACAUUUGGAAUUCAAUAUGUUUGAAGAAUUUGAAGUCUCUGAACUGAAAUUAACUCCAAUUGUUAACUCAUAUUUCAAUAUUGAUGGUGAGAUCUAUUCUAACGAUGAAGCUCAUGUGAAGCUUCUGCCUUCUUAUUUAAACCUAAUUGGAAGCCUGCAUGAGAAAAUAUAAGCCAUUGCCUCAUAUUUGUUUCGUCGCAUAUUAUAGUUUCA